Opisthorchis viverrini is the source of this 1587-nucleotide messenger RNA. RefSeq lists its product as hypothetical. Lineage: Eukaryota; Metazoa; Platyhelminthes; Trematoda; Opisthorchiida; Opisthorchiidae. The transcript is spliced from 4 exons. The coding region runs from base 1 to 1587 and encodes 528 amino acids. The record is from RefSeq and is a predicted model, not a curated record.
AUGAAGCAGUGGAAACUGCCUUCUGGAAUCUAUCUUCUUCAAGCAAGUAUGCUUGCAGAGGUUGGUAUGGUAGCCACGGGAGAUGAAAACUAUUGGCCAACCUUAUCCGAUAACCUUAUGUUCUACUUGAACCCAAAUCGGACUGUUUUCGAGAAAUACACUCAUUUGCAAAUCAAUUUCGUUUUCACGAGAGACUCAACUGAGUCUCUUGCUUAUGGUAUCCUACAACUUCGAAUUUGUUUUCAAAACAGAUUUAAAAAAUUCUGGAUUUCUGAAAAUCGCCUUCUAUCCUACUUACAACUGAACUGCAAAGACCUCAUGUUCGUCAUUCUACACCGUUUUCAAGUCAUCAAACGAUUUAGUUCCCGUGUUUCAAGUAUUUCCCAACUAGCCAUCGAAAACACUCUGCCACCGCUUUUCACGAGGGAAUUUAGGACUACGGACAUAGCCGAAACGCUUCGCCGCUUUGAGCAAAUGAUACGGGAGCAAGACUUCAAUGUGGCCAUAUUUGCUGCGCUUGUUCGACUGCUUGAACCAUGUUUACUCAGUGCAUCUGAACAGGAUCUGGCCAAAGAACAAAACAAGUCAACGCUAGAUAUGCUCUUCCGUUUCGGACUGGCCAACUCGUUUCUGGGAAUAUCAGCCUAUUGGCCGUGUGAAGAUUGCCGGACAGGCGAGUGGGGUAUCACAGAUUGGAAGGAACCGCCCCAUCCAACAUCCCCCUGCAUGCGUACAUGGAAUGAUCUGGAUGAAGGCAUCAUGAAUGCCAGCCACGAAUUAAUACGUGCGACUUUCCGUCUGAUCACAGAAGUUCCAAAUUGCCUAACCCAUGCUGCGCUACGAAAUGAUCGUCUGAAUUUCGCCUCUCUAAAAUUCGCCGCCUGCCUGGUACAGUGCCGUUCACAUACGCAACCUAGCCGAACAACCACUUGUGUGAUCAACUUGUUGCGCAUAGUGGGAAACUGCUGUGUUGUCAAAUGUCACGUGGAUUUUACGCGUAUAUUUCAAGAUGCUGAGAUUUUGGAUGUUCUCCGUUAUUUGGCUGUUUGGCUUUCCUAUCGAGUCGACUGGAUGUACUGUGCGGAAGAGGUAUGCUGGCUCCUUGCCAAUACGGUCACCUCGAUGAGCCUUUCCAUCUUGCAGCCGAAGAGAUGGAAGAUCACCUAUGACCUGUUUGUCUCUAGAUGUCUUUUGCGCAGCCUGACCAACGACUCAUGCUCAUCACAAGCCGUUCGACUGUUACACAAUUCCGUGUGUUUUGAGCAAUUUGAGGUGAUCUCAGCCUGGAUAUCUAGCCUUAACUGUGUGGACCUCGGAAUUUCCAAUCGAAUUGGUCUUUGGCGCCUCAGAGGACAUCAAAAUCUGUCCGGUGAAGACAAUUUAUACAUCAUUCGCUUGUUCUGGCUAAUCAGUACUAUAAAGCGACUUGAGCAGAGCUGUUUACUGGCACAUAUUCAAAACCAUUGUAAAUAUCUUUCUGUUUUCUUACAUCUUCCUUGGAUUCCACCAACGACGGGAUCAGAUCAUGUGUACAGCGAAGCCAUUCCUUCCAAUGAAGUUGUCGAUCUAUUAUUGAGCAUCCAAUGA